AUGAGAGAAGUCAUUCGUGUUAGAGACUUUCCUCAAAGUAAAGUACAAGAAAUUUCUGACGCAACAGGUAUAGCAUUUAAUGUUACCAUUGGUUAUUUCAAUGACUCAAGACAUAAUGAAAUAAAGAGAUAUAUACCAAAAGAAUGCGAAACUGUUAGAACUAUUGACUUACUUCUUGUUGAAGACCACUACAUGCUAAAUGAAAGACUUCCAAUGACAACAUACUUCAUUCGAAACUAUAAAGAAAUUCUCAAAGCUUGUGGUGGAAUGAACAUUGAGAAACAGAUGAAGAUUUAUACAAAGAGAGAAGAUAAAUAUGUAGUUCGUUAUGAUAGAACAACACCGUUAUGGGAUGUUAUGAAAACAUUGUGGGAGUGCAAAUAUUUCGAACCUAUUUCUUAUGGAGAACUUUUCACAUAUACUACUGACUUAUAUAAACAGAACCUUGCACCAUUUAAAGAUUUGACAUAUGCUCCAAAGUAUUGUGUACAACUGAAGAAGAAAGCAGAGUCAAAAGAAGUAAAUAAAGCUAAAUGUAAAUUCAUUCCUGAGCACGUUUUCUUUGCUGACUUUGAGUGUAGUACGGAUGGCUUUCAUAAAGCUUUUAACAUCUGUUAUGACAGUGAAGAUGGUUCAGUGAGUGAAAGCAUUUGGGGUCAAAACUGUGCAACAGAAUUUUUGGAAAGACUCCCUGACAAGAGUUUAAUAUAUUUUCACAACCUCAGUUAUGACAUAAACUUCAUCUUAAGACACAUGACAGAAGUGAAAGGAACUCCCAUCAUUAAAGGUUCACGAACAAUGCAAAUAACUGGUUUAUAUAAAGGACGGGCAAUUAUUAUAAAAGACUCUUACAGUGUUAUAAAUAAGAAGCUUAAACUAUUUCCUGCUAUGUUUAACUUACAAACAGGACCGAAAGAAGUAUUUCCAUAUAACUACUACAGCAGUGUUUUGUUAGCAAAUGACAACAGAACUGGUGUCAUUUCUGAAGCAU
This is a messenger RNA of Trichomonas vaginalis G3, 991 nucleotides long. RefSeq names its product organellar and viral DNA polymerase type B. The transcript has a single exon. The record is from RefSeq and is a predicted model, not a curated record. The annotation marks the transcript as partial. Gene Ontology annotation, molecular function: nucleotide binding; DNA-directed DNA polymerase activity; DNA binding. Lineage: Eukaryota; Parabasalia; Trichomonadida; Trichomonadidae. Gene Ontology annotation, biological process: DNA replication.